This is a messenger RNA of Letharia columbiana, 534 nucleotides long. RefSeq lists its product as uncharacterized. Gene Ontology annotation, molecular function: heat shock protein binding; ATP-dependent protein folding chaperone; ATP binding. Gene Ontology annotation, cellular component: cytosol; plasma membrane; cytoplasm. The transcript has 2 exons. Gene Ontology annotation, biological process: vesicle-mediated transport; protein refolding; cellular response to unfolded protein. The record is from RefSeq and is a predicted model, not a curated record. Bases 1 to 534 code for a protein of 177 amino acids. NCBI's taxonomy places the organism in Eukaryota, Fungi, Ascomycota, Lecanoromycetes, Lecanorales, Parmeliaceae.
AUGAACGUCUCUGCUCUUGAGAAGGGCACCGGUAAGACCAAUAAGAUCGUCAUCACCAACGACAAGGGCCGUCUGUCAAAGGAAGACAUCGAGCGUAUGUUGUCUGAAGCUGAGAAGUACAAGGCUGAGGAUGAGGCCGAAUCUGCUCGUAUCUCCGCCAAGAACGCACUCGAGUCAUACGCAUACUCAUUGCGCAACACUAUCGGUGAUCCCAAGGUCGACGAGAAGCUCGAUGCUUCAGAGAAGGAGACUCUCAAGGCCGAGAUCGAUAAGACUGUCAACUGGUUGGAUGACAACCAGACUGCUACGGUAGAAGAAUACGAAGGCCAACAAAAGCAGCUUGAAGGUGUUGCCAACCCUAUCAUGGUUAAGAUGUAUGGUGGCGCUGGCGGCGAGGGUGGUAUGCCAGGCGGUAUGGGUGGUAUGGGUGGCAUGCCAGGUGGAGGAAUGCCCGGCGGUGGCUUCCCAGGUGCUGGUGGCCCUGGUGGUGCAGCUGGUGGCGAUGACGGACCAACCGUUGAGGAGGUCGAUUAA